GAAGCGUGGGCCUGCUGCGGCUAGUGAGUAACUCUGCCAGGCGCCCCUGCAGCUCCCCCAGCUGACAGCCGCCUACGCUUCACAAUCGAGCCAGUUUAUCAGGAGAGGGGGAACAGGCACUUUGAAGCUUGUUGCCAUCUCGGUUGCCGUGGCAGCAGCAGUCCUGUGUUUCCUGACAUGGGGAGCGGUGGUGAGUACAGCAGCUGAGCUGAAUGAAGAGACGCCCAGGCGAAUCAAUCGGUUGGGGUCCCCGAGAGCCUGUGGGGAGACUCGUGGAUGGGCCUCUGGCACUCCACACCACAGCUGGAUUGCACCUCCUCUGUGUGCCAUAGAUCUGGAUCUGUGAGAUUCCCCUUGGAGGCUCCAGAGAAAGUGCAGUAUGUAAAGCAAACAUCAGUACCUGAGACUAAGCUCCACUGAUGACCCUUCAAGGGAGGGCACCCCCACUCCCUCAUACCACCGGGCCAUAAAUGUCCCACCAGAAGCAGAGCAGCUUUCCUGGCCUGCCGUCCCAGUACAGCAGUGAUGGAUGCUUCCAGCACGGCACCGACAUGGGGGCCUCAGGCUGGGCUGGCCAGGAUUCUGAGAGCUAUAGAAGAAGCCCAUGGGCAUCUCGACCCUGUUCCAUGUCGGAGCUGGAGAGGAGCUACACAAACACCUACCCCUUGUCAGGGGUCCCCUUCAGAGGAGAGAACCCUCUGAACGGGACGCCAGGACCCUGGGAGCCCGACCACUCAAACAGCACAUGGAGAGAGUCCAGCAGGGGCUUUUUUAGCCCCAAGCACAUCGAAAGAGCCAGGUCCUUGAGCCCCUUGCGAGGGAUCCACUCCAUAGAUAGUGGGAUAGUUUUAACCAAUGGCAUGGAAUGUGCCUGGAAACAUUCCAGCCCACCACUCGGAAGGAGGCAUUCUUUAUCUCGUCUCCCGGACUGGGACACAGAAGAAUAUGGUCCCAUGCAGCCAUUGGCUCGAAGGGUGUGGAGUGGAUUGGAGCUGGACCUGCAGGCAUCUUUACCAGAGAAUGUGCAGAGGACAGCAGGGCUGAGGCCCUCUCUGUGGGAUGCUCCGGGGGUGCUAGAGGGACAAGCAGAAGAGCUGCAGAAGCUGGAACUCAACAGGGUGAAGUUUGAGCUGUUUUCCAUUAAGCAGAAGCAGAUGGAGAGCUCCGUCACCCAGCUAGAGAAGGAAAAGAGCUGGUUGGACCUGUCCCGCUAUGAAGACCAGAAACAGAGAGGGGACCUGCAAGAGAAGAUCCUUAAUUUGGAGAUGGAGGCUCAGGACAAUGGAGAUUUGGGCCCCUGCAAGCCACUGAAUCCAGGCUGA
This is a messenger RNA of Gopherus flavomarginatus (Mexican gopher tortoise), 1322 nucleotides long. RefSeq lists its product as uncharacterized. Lineage: Eukaryota; Metazoa; Chordata; Testudines; Testudinidae. The record is from RefSeq and is a predicted model, not a curated record. The coding region runs from base 471 to 1322 and encodes 283 amino acids. The transcript has 7 exons.